GUUUGCCCAGGUGUUGUAUGUUGACAGGAGGGGGGAGUAACGCAGACGAACAUGGGGACGUGAAAGUUGUAGGUGUGAAUAUGUGACAAAAGGGGGGGUUUAUUAUUAGUUAUGUAUUUCUAUGUUUCAUACUUUGUGCACUGAGUUUUAACACAUGCCAGUCGCCUCAGAAAGCAGUGAAAUGAUGACAUUGCGAGACUGGAGGCAAGCAAUCAGGACGCCAACAGCAUACCGUGUUGGGAACAGUACGUUAAGGAUUCAGACACAUUUCGUCAGCUUAAUUGCUGUUGGCGUUUUGAUAUUAUUAUUAGUAUUAUAUACUUAUAGUCCAUCUAGUCGGCAUAAAUUACGAAAUAUAGUUCUUACCCAAGACCACGCGUCUGUAGAUUACAACAUAAAAAAUUUGUAUUUACCUCCCAUAAAGCAAGAAUUUUAUAAUUUUUCUUAUCCAUUGACCCCAUCAAUGACAACACCAAAGGGUGUAAUGUUUCGUAUUGGUAUUAUAAGUGAUAUGGAUAAAAGUUCCAAACAGGCAAACGAAGAAAAUGCUUGGCGAAGUUGCUUGAAAAAGGGAUAUCUGACUUGGAAUGCAAAAACGGAAAAAAUAUUAGUGACCUGGGAUGAUGUGGAACCUUUGACUUUAAAAUCCAACCUUGGCGAAUCUGGCAGGGGCAUGGAACUGUCAGAACUAGUAACAUUUAAUGCCAAAAUUUUAGCGUUUGAUGACAGAACGGGGGUGGUUUACGAAAUCGACAAUGAUAAAGUUAUUCCUUGGGUGGUACUACCGGAUGGUGAUGGAAGGACUUCAAAAGGGUACAUGAUCCAUGAAGCAGUUUCAUGGAGUACAUACCAUAAACGCUGGUUUUUCCUUCCAAGACGUUCCUCAAAAGAAAAAUAUGAUGAAAAUCUGGAUAAUGAAAGAGGAACUAACAUGAUUAUCACAGCUGAUGAAAACUUUGAUGACAUAAAGGUUACUUUCGUUGGCGAAGUUGUUCCUACCCAUGGAUUUUCAUCUUUCAAGUUUUUGCCAGGAACUGAUGACAGUAUAAUAGUAGCACUCAAAACAAUGGAGACUUCUAAAGAGGUGCGGACAUUUGUUAUGGCAUUUACAGUUACUGGUAAAAUACUGCUUAAAGAAACUCCUGUUGCUGAGAUGAAGUAUGAAGGCCUUGAAUUUAUUUAAAAUUCCUGUUAUAUUAACAGGGUGAAGUUAACUUGUUCAUUUUGUACACAUGCUGCAGGCAUGAUUAGAGAUGACCUCAUGGAUGAAAAGAAGUACAGUCUUCUGUACUGAAUAGUCAUAAGUGUCAGUAAUGAAAUUUAGAACAUUACAUUAAAAUUUGUAAUUACCAUGAUCUGCAUUAAGUUCAUGCAGAAUAGUAUGUAAAAAAAAUGUGGCUGUGCUAAAGAAAGUAAUUUUAUUCUUGAAUGUAAGUGUACGUUGUAUAUUGUUAAAGAAUAAAUAAUUUAUUUCUGUAA
Schistocerca nitens (vagrant locust) is the source of this 1479-nucleotide messenger RNA. Its product is annotated as soluble calcium-activated nucleotidase 1. The record is from RefSeq and is a predicted model, not a curated record. Lineage: Eukaryota; Metazoa; Arthropoda; Insecta; Orthoptera; Acrididae. Gene Ontology annotation, biological process: proteoglycan biosynthetic process. Gene Ontology annotation, molecular function: GDP phosphatase activity; calcium ion binding; UDP phosphatase activity.